AUACUGCCGUAAGGGCUCUACCGUCUGUCCGGAUCGGACUCUAAUCUCGGAGUCGCGAGCGAGUGGAGUUUGAGUCACGACUUCCUGGGUUCUUUCCGUCGUAUCGUACGUGCGCGUACUUGGCUCGAUACCGUUUCCCUGCAAAAGUACGCAUCGAUACUUUUGACGGGACGAGUGAAACGUUGCGCCCCGAGUGACUCGUGUCGGCUAUUCUCGAGCGCGUUUUAGUUUCUUUUUUAACGAUGAAAAGUACGAGGGCGGAUACCGAUCGCGCGGCCCUGAGCCGCCAUUGUUGCGUCAGGCCGCCGAGAGACGCGCGCAGCCCGCGUAUAUAUUACUACGCACGCUCUCCCCCUCAUCCCGUUCGGCGGCUCGCGACGUCUCGGAGCCAACAGCUGUUCCGAGAGACGAGCGAACCCCCCAUUGUAAUCUGGGUCACGGGUACUGCGCAAAAUGGCCCAUCGUCACGACGGCAUCGACGCUGCUCGCCGGGCGAAGCGUCGCCGACCCGGCGAUCCUGGACACGGCUGUCCGUCGCAGACGCGACGUAUCGGGUGCACUACGUGCUUCCGCGCUCGUCCGUCAACGAGCUUGACUGACCGCCAACCGAGAGAGCCGCGCGUGGAUUGGCCGGCGGGCCUCGCGCGCGUGAGUCUUGAAUUCAUAGCAAUAUGGCGAGAAAGAGAUAGAGAGAGAGAGGGGAGCGACAUCAUCGUCCGAAUGAGCCUUUUGAAAUAUUUUGUAAUUUGUUCUCGAGAGGAGAAUUGGAAAAAUUGAGAAUAUAGAACAAUGCAGAAUAAGAUUUAAUGUCCCUAUUGUUUUCUUUUCUUUAUUUAUGCGCCUAAUCUUAACACAUGACGUAUGCGAGUCGAUCUGCGAGCCGCCCGCAUGGCUCGUUCGCAAGUAACCAAGAUAUUCGUUUCUGGACAAAAUCUAACGAGUCAACUCGGUCCUGCCGGAAAUUCUAAUAAAUAGGAAAGAGGCAUCAAUGUCAUAAAAAAAUUGGAGAUCAAUACUAGCAAAGUUGCAUAAUAAUAUGCAACGCAAAUCGUGACAAAUUAUUCCAUGAAAAUGAUUAGAAACGUUGCGGUGGGUAUAUCAGGUGGUGUUGAUAGCGCCGUGACGGCCCUUCUACUUAAAAAUAAAGGAUUUAAUGUCACUGGAGUAUUUAUGAAGAACUGGGACAUUAGAGAUGAAACAGGAAAUUGUACAGUUGAGAAGGAUUACGAGGAUGCUCGGUGGAUUUGCGAUAAAUUAAAGAUUCCUUUGAUACAGCUUGAUUUUGUAAAGGAAUAUUGGAACGAAGUCUUUAGUGAUCUUUUAGAAAAGUAUCAGACUGGAUAUACUCCCAAUCCAGAUAUUUUGUGCAACAAGAACAUCAAGUUUAAUAAAUUUUUUGAUGUUGCACGUAAUAGAUUUCAAGCAGAUGCAAUUGCGACAGGCCAUUAUGCUAAUACAAGCUUUGGACCUUAUUUGGAAAACUUUAAAGAAAACACUAAUGUACACUUAUUACAAGCAUAUGACAGUAAUAAAGAUCAAACAUUUUUUUUAAAUCAAAUACCGCAACAAACUUUGAGACGUUGCAUGUUUCCUCUUGGAAAUUAUUUGAAAAAUCAUGUAAAAACGAUAGCUAAAGAAGCAAGUUUGCAUAAGAUAGCACAGAAAAAGGAGAGCAUGGGUAUUUGCUUUGUUGGUAAACGUGAGUUUCAAGAUUUUAUUUCAGAGUAUAUAGAUGAUAAACCUGGUGAAUACGUAGACCUAGACAGUGGACUGUCGAUAGGCAAACACAAUGGCAUUCAUAAAUUGACAAUAGGACAAAGAUGUAGAAUCGGUGGUUGCGAGAAUGCUUAUUAUGUGUUUAGCAAGGAUCAGAAAACAAAUACCAUUAUAGCGGUGGACAGUGGAAUCCAUCCAGCAUUAUAUACUGAUUUUCUGAUAACACAGGAUGUUCAUUGGAUCAGUGAGGAGCCACAUGAAUUAAGACAUAGUGGUGUGUUGAGUUGUGACUUUCGCUUCCAACAUAGGAAUCCAUUAAUCACUUGUAAUGUGUACAAAAUAUCCGACAAUCGUCUAUUUAUCCGCCUUAGCGUACCUUUACGAGCAAUUACAAAAGGACAGUAUGCUGUUUUAUAUUCUGGAGAGGAAUGUUUGGGUGGCUCAAUAAUAUCAUAUCCAGGACCAUCUUUUUUUGCGCUUAAUCAACAAAACUCUAUAAUCGAAACUCGUUGUUGUGAUUUGAUAGCAUUAACUUCAGGGGUACAAAUGUAAAUAUUUUUAUAAACUUUAAAAGAAAUAAAAUCUAUUUAUCAAAGAUCAUUUAAAC
This is a messenger RNA of Camponotus floridanus (Florida carpenter ant), 2323 nucleotides long. Its product is annotated as mitochondrial tRNA-specific 2-thiouridylase 1. Gene Ontology annotation, biological process: tRNA wobble position uridine thiolation. The record is from RefSeq and is a predicted model, not a curated record. Gene Ontology annotation, cellular component: mitochondrion. The transcript is spliced from 8 exons. Bases 1066 to 2268 code for a protein of 400 amino acids. Lineage: Eukaryota; Metazoa; Arthropoda; Insecta; Hymenoptera; Formicidae. Gene Ontology annotation, molecular function: sulfurtransferase activity.